Desarmillaria tabescens is the source of this 1414-nucleotide messenger RNA. RefSeq lists its product as uncharacterized. The transcript has 6 exons. The coding region runs from base 237 to 1316 and encodes 359 amino acids. The record is from RefSeq and is a predicted model, not a curated record. Lineage: Eukaryota; Fungi; Basidiomycota; Agaricomycetes; Agaricales; Physalacriaceae.
GAUAAUACCAUCCUGAGCGAUAACAAGCACACAGACAAAAACUCUCUUGAUGUAUCAUCCUGAUCUUGAUCUUCUCUAUCAGAUUUCUCAAGGUGGCCAUCUCGAAACGUUUCAUCGCCAUCUCAACAUCGAAAUGUUGUCUUUGAAUUUUCAUCUUCCUUCACGUUACCAAAAGCGUUUCUAUAGCCUGUAUAUAAGGUGAAAAUCCAGGGCAUUCCUAAAAGCUCUCUUCCACAAUGGCAUCUUCAAACUCAACAGACAUUCCGCAAUUAUCUGACGAUGAUAUCAAGUUUGUGUAUGCCGUUAAUGACGAGUACAUGAACGAGCUCGUCAUUCAUGCACUUACGCACGGAAUAUACACCUGCGUAUUAGUCGUCACACUAUGGAGUAUAUGCACCAGCAAAGUAUUGACUUAUGGCAUGACCCGGAAAUUUAUGCUUUUCAUGGUUGUGCUGUUAUAUGUCCUCGCUACAAUCUACUUGGCCUUUCAGUGGUCAUUCACUCAAUACGCCUUCAUUGAACACGGGCAGACAUUCUGGUCGAUAUUCGUUGGACUGCAGUCCGUCACUGACCGUGCAGUGACUUUCCGACUGGUAGGUAGUAUUACUGGGUGCAUCAGUACUGUCAUUGCCGACGCUUCAAUGAUAUGGCGCUGCUGGAUCGUCUGGGGGCGUCGGUGGUGGAUAAUAUUACUCCCGAUAUUAUGCACCAUCUCUGGAACCAUAUUCGAUGCGAUUUCUACUUACCACGUCGUUGCCGACACGACCGAAGACCAAAGCGAUUCAUCUCCGUAUGCGCUCAGGAUUGAUUGGACGAUGCUUUCCCUGUCUUUUACCCUCGCCACGACCCUUCUAUGCACGCUGCUUAUUAUCUACCGAAUCGUUACCGUAGCAGGUGGGAAGCAUGGCGCCGGUUUGCGAUCAUAUCGCGGUGUUGUCGAAGUCAUCGUGGAAUCAGCCGCACUUUAUUCAGCAUCCACGAUCGUCUAUAUGGCUUUCGUCGCCCGUAAUGAACUGACGGGAGCGUAUCCGAAUGUGAUCAACGCCUCCAUCAAGGGAAUCGCUCCUACACUCAUCGUUGGGCGUGUUGCUUCCGGCCAUGCGCGUCCUGAUGAUACAUGGAAGGGGAGUGUCCUGUCCUCACUUCACUUCGGGGCUCGAUCCCAGGCCCCAAAGAACACACAGGGAGAGGGAACCCGGACCGUCACAUUCGUGAGCGACCUCAACUUGGAGAACAUGAGCUCUUUAGAGAAUUUCCAAGCUCGCGACGAAAACAAACUUCCGGCGGUCAAAGAAGUGCCUUUGCAGUGUGUAUAAUGCCAGUACGUUGCAUGUAGAAUUGAUUCAAAAAUCGGGGAUUUUGCAAGCGUCCUAUAUUUGAGCGCUAAACUGUUUUUAUGUUUACUAUGGACGUU